Molecule: messenger RNA, 3855 nt
Organism: Austrofundulus limnaeus
Lineage: Eukaryota; Metazoa; Chordata; Actinopteri; Cyprinodontiformes; Rivulidae
Gene: wdr44
Product: WD repeat domain 44
Exons: 20
Coding region: 431-3163 (910 amino acids)
Molecular function (GO): protein binding
Source: RefSeq, a predicted model, not a curated record
ACCCACCCUUUACAGCGGACUCCUCCGUAUUUUUUUCCUGUUACUGGUUUGUUUAUGACGCGGCUCAUUGACUCCGUUAGCUUUACUGCUUUUCAGGAGGUUACUGUUUUUAAAGGACACUUUUUGCUUCUAAUUUUAUGUUCGAUAUUGUGCUGUGAACCAGACCGAUUUACCAGAGGUGGAAGAUAGUUAGCAUUAAGAACCGCAGGUUAUUUGUUAGCCAAGGAUAGGCUAGCAUAUUGCAACGCAAUGACGUGACUCUAGACAAGAAAGUCGUUGUUUCACGACUCCUGGCCUCAGAUUACACGGUUAAUUUUGAUAAGACAACGCAAAGCUAGGCCAGUGCAUAUGCAAGACACGUAAGAAAACAGCUAGUUAGGCUUUGACACAGCUGUCUAACUUGGACUAGCUGCUGAGCUAAACUGUUAGCAUGGCUUCAGAUACAAGUGACACCGAGGAAUUCUAUGAUGCUCCAGAGGACAUUAGCUUCUCUCCUUCUCCAAAAGUGCCGCCUGUGAAGUUUGUCUGUCCUUCACCUCAGUUAUCACAAAGUUCAGAUGCUGUGCAGGAUGUGAGCUGUGCUGCUCUCGAGACUCAGCAGGACGAUCCUCUGCAGAUCAUUGAUAGCAUCAUCGAGGAGAGUCAGAAGGGAAGCGUUGAGGAUGUUGGUGAUGUGGUUCAGUUGUUGGAUGAGCUAAAUGUUGAGGAAAGAGCCGAGUCAAAGGAAGAGCAGAUCGUCGCGGGAGUUCCUGAGGAGCAGCCACCGGGAGCUGAGGGAUGUGAACUUGUCAAGGGGCAGGAAGAGGACAGGAGCGUAGCAACGAACCAAGACUGCUCUUCGCCUGAUCCUGAACCCUCGGAGCUUCCAGGACCAUCAUCAUCAUCAGCUGUGUCACAGGAACACGUGCAGCCUCCAGAUAUCACCAGCUCUAUAGGACAGAGGCAGCAAGGCGUCACUGUGGUGGUUACAGAAGACGAAAAGGAACAGAGACCUGCAGACCUCUUAGACCAGGUUCCCUUAGCAGACAGACUGGCUGAUACAGACUCCCAGGGGCCCAUGAAGCCCCCGCGACAAUUUACAGUAGAACCAGAUAUUGUAGCCAGUACAAAGAAGCCUCCUCCCUCUCGCCCACCCCCUCCUGCUGGAGGUCCUCCACCGAGACCACCUCCACCAGCUAGGAACACCUUUCCUUCCAAGAAGUCUCAGGAAACCCUGAGGCCAAGUGGACUAGAAGUGAGUUCAGUCAGCUGUGAUUCUCUGGAUCCCUCGGGCCUGGUGUCGCCGUGCAGCACUGUGAGGAGUUUAACCAAAGACCUUCAGCAUUCCUUGGAUCUGGCCAGCGCCACCAGUGGGGACAAGGUGGUGACAGCGCAGGAAAAUGAGGAUGAACAGGCUUCAUCUCAGAGUGGAGGACAAACUGCCGGCCCUCAGCGUCCACGUUCCAACUCUGGUAGAGAGCUAACAGACGAAGAAAUACUGGCCAGUGUGAUGAUUAAGAAUUUAGACACAGGCGAAGAGAUUCCUUUGAUUCAGGCAGAGGAGAAACUUCCUGCCGGGAUCAACCCGCUCACUCUGCACAUUAUGAGGAGGACCAAGGAAUACAUUACGAAUGAUGCAGCACAGUCCGAUGACGAUGACAAGCCUCAGGCUCCCCUCUCUGACACAGACGGUGGAAAACUGAAGCAGAAAACAACCCAAUUGAAAAAAUUCCUGGGCAAGUCUGUGAAGAAGGCCAAGCAUCUCGCUGAGGAGUACGGCGAGAAGGCGGUCAAUAAAGUGAAAAGUGUGCGGGACGAAGUUAAGAUGUUCCACACAGAUCAGGACGAUCCUUCAUCAAGUGAUGACGAGGGGAUGCCUUACACCAGACCUGUCAAGUUUAAGGCGGCUCACAGCUUCAAAGGUCCUUUUGACUUCGAUCAGAUCAAGGUUGUGCAGGACCUGAGUGGAGAACACAUGGGGGCUGUUUGGACAAUGAAGUUCUCUCACUGUGGGAGGCUGCUGGCAACAGCAGGCCAAGAUAACAUUGUUCGCAUCUGGGUCCUGAAGACAGCCUUUGAUUACUUCAAUAAUAUGAGAAUAAAGUACAACACUGAAGGUCGAGUUUCACCGUCUCCUUCUCAGGAAAGUUUGUGUUCCUCUAAAUCUGAUACUGAUCCUGGGACGAGUUGUAUUCUGGAGGACCCAGACACCGAAGACAGAAAUGUUCCUUUCCGCCAAGUUCCCUUCUGCAAGUACAAGGGCCACACAGCUGAUCUGUUGGACUUGUCCUGGUCCAAGAACUUCUUCUUGCUCUCUUCCUCUAUGGACAAAACGGUCCGGUUAUGGCACAUAUCCAGGAGAGAGUGUCUCUGCUGCUUUCAGCACAUUGAUUUUGUCACAGCCAUUGCUUUCCAUCCCAGAGAUGAUAGAUACUUUUUAAGCGGUUCUCUGGACGGAAAGCUACGACUUUGGAACAUUCCAGACAAGAAGGUGGCUCUGUGGAACGAGGUGGACGGUCAGACCCGACUCAUCACUGCAGCCAACUUCUGCCAAAAUGGGAAAUACGCUGUCAUCGGCACUUAUGAUGGUCGUUGCAUCUUUUAUGACACUGAGCGUCUGAAAUACCAUACUCAAAUCCACGUGAGGUCCACCAGAGGUAGGAAUAAAGUGGGACGCAAAAUUACUGGAAUAGAACCUCUGCCUGGUGAAAAUAAGAUUUUGGUGACCUCGAACGAUUCUCGCAUUCGCCUUUAUGACCUGAGGGACUUAUCUCUGUCCAUGAAGUACAAAGGUUACGUCAACAGCAGCAGCCAGAUUAAAGCAAGCUUCAGCCAUGACUACUCCUUCAUCGUCAGCGGCUCGGAGGAUAAAUACGUUUACAUCUGGAGCACUUACCACGAUCUUAGCAAAUUUACAUCUGUAAGACGAGACCGCAAUGACUUCUGGGAGGGAAUCAAAGCGCACAACGCAGUGGUCACCUCAGCCAUCUUUGCGCCUCAUCCAGGCCUUAUUGUUCCACUAGAAACCGGAACGGAGAAACCAGAAGCGGAUCGCAAGAGUCUGGAUUCCACAGACUCAGAAACAAUACCGUCAGGAGCACUAAAAACUGACCACACAGAGGUUCUUCUCUCUGCUGACUUCACUGGAGCCAUUAAAGUUUUCAUCAACGUCAAAAAGUACUGAGCAGUUCAGGGGUUUCAUUUUUCACAUGCCUGAUGCAGAUUAGUCCUAAAAGUGGGGGACACAGCCUCUCAGGGGUCUAAGAUCUUCUUACUACAUAAUGGUUAAAACUCAAGACAAAAAAAAAAAUACCUAAGGGAAAACAGGAGGAAUAGACUACAAAACGAGUAGGGUGAAGAUCCCUUGACAUAUGUCUAUUUUUUAUCUUUCAUAACAGGCGAAUGUGAAAGGUUUUGCAAUUCUAGAUGUUAAAUAAGGGGAGUGGAGCAGAGCUAAUUUUGUUGUGUAAAUUUAAAGCUGUAACUUUUUAAACAGUAGCUAAAAUGCCUUUUUUGCUACUGGAUGAGCACCUUCCUGAUUUCUUUGUCCCUCAAUUUUCACAAAAAUGUUCUUGUUUUUAUGGUUUGUGAGAUUGUCCUGAUGUCAAGUGGAACCACAUUUUUUUCCUCUAACAUAUCCAACAUUUCUGUACAUCUGCCAAACAGGUGGUCUUUAUGCAGUCAUUACUAACGACUAGAACUGGGCAUCUCCGUUUGUUUUCUCCGCAAAACCGUAAAAAACAUGUUUCUGUUCAAUAAAUGUUUCUUUUGAACUAAAGCACAUUUCACGAUAGGACUGUAAAUUUAUGGCGUAAUAUUGCAAACGUGCUUUUGUAAACAAAUGUACUUUCCUCAAUAAAAUCUUCACAAAUAAAA